This is a messenger RNA of Brenthis ino (lesser marbled fritillary), 696 nucleotides long. NCBI's taxonomy places the organism in Eukaryota, Metazoa, Arthropoda, Insecta, Lepidoptera, Nymphalidae. The record is from the annotation of a GenBank genome assembly.
AUGGGUACUCAUUUUCUGUUCAAGGCGGCAAUCCGAACACCUAUUAUUGCUCUAGAAAAAGCAAAGGACAUAACCACCCCCCACCGUAUGGAUUACGCUGUGUUACCUUUAGGAGGGAAAAAGUCGGUCGUUCUAUUUCAAAACUACUCUUAUUCAUUUCACAUGAAAGGUGCUAGAAAACUUCAAUGUUCUAGAAAAGUGAGCAUGCAAUGUGGAGCGUAUCUGAAAAUGGACAAAGAUAAAAGGAUAAUUUACGCAGACACAUACCACACCCACCCGCCGACGUUGUAUCAAAGACCAUUCGAGUUUCUAGAAUCCUCGCGAGGUGGUCUUGUACUUCUCAUGCAAGGACAUACAUUCGUUAAAAUGAACAAAUCUGCACACAAUUGGUACUGUUCUAGAAGAAUAUCUAGGAAAUGUCGUGCUAAAGUCCGUGUGAAUGAAGAAGAGCUGUUCUAUGAAUAUAUACGUGUCGUUAAAAUGAAGAAACCAUUGCUACUUCUACGAAAGUACACGUUCGCCCAAACUACAAGUGACUGCAGAUAUUGGAACUGCAGUAAAAAGUUUGGUCAAGAAAGAUGUCCAGCUCGUUUAAGAUUCGACAAUAAUGGGACCCUAGUUUAUUAUAAUUUGGAACAUAAUCAUUCACCACCAACAUUCUUUAAGCAGCGUGAUGGGCAGUAUGUGAGGUUAAAG